Messenger RNA from Xenopus laevis (African clawed frog), 1834 nucleotides. RefSeq names its product ZFP1 zinc finger protein S homeolog (gene zfp1.S). Lineage: Eukaryota; Metazoa; Chordata; Amphibia; Anura; Pipidae. The record is from RefSeq and is a predicted model, not a curated record. The transcript is spliced from 5 exons. Bases 102 to 1619 code for a protein of 505 amino acids.
AGGCGGGACAGAGAGCGUCACUUUCUCCUGUCCACCAAUCAUCUGUUAGCUGAUUCAGGCCCGCCCUUUCCGGCUCCCCGUGCAUAGGAGGAAGGGACCAAAUGGGAAUCUCCCAGGAACCCACUGAGCCAGUGAUGGGGAACCAGGAUCCAGAUCAGCUGCAUGAGACAAUCCUGACUCUCACACUGGAGAUUAUCUACCUGCUGACUGGAGAGGGCUAUAUUGUUACAAAGAAGUCGGGUGAUGACAUGCCCCUCCCACAGAGCUGCACUGACUGUAUGUUGGGAGGAGCCUGCAGGCACCAUGUGACCAGCCCAACGGUGGCCCCUCCCCCUGGCUCCGUCAUACAGAAGGAAAAUGCCAAGAAGAUCCUGGAACUGAUGUCCAACAUCAUCCAGCUGCUGACUGGAGAGGUUGCCAUAAGGUGUGAGGACGUCUCCCUCUAUUUCUCCUUGGAGGAGUGGCAGUAUUUAAAGGGGAACAAGAGCCGUUACAGGGAAGUGAUAAGAGGAAGUGUGCAGCAGACAGAUUGCUCAGAGGAAGACCAGAGAGAUGUUCCAGCUGAUGGAGAAUCUCUAUUAUACUGUGACAGUAAAUCCAGCAAGAUUGUGGCUGAAGAACCAUUUCUUCUGCAAAGACAAGCUCUCCCAAACAUGCCUCCAGCCACUCCCCCACAGAGACCACCCAACUGUAUCCCUCAUGGGAUUAAGGAGAAACUGGCUUCAUGGGAAGGAGAAGAAGGUUCCCAUCCAUGGACAGUACAAGGCACAGACAUAUCUACUGACCCAAAUAACACUUUCCUUUUCCAUGAAAUGAAAGAGGAGGAGGAGGAGGAGGAUUCAUGGGAAGAAGGGAAAGAUUCCGAGUACAGCAUAGUUACAGUCACGGAGCCGAUGGAGGAAACGCUUGAUAUGGACUUUGACCCAAAUAAGUCUUUCUCUUCAGUGACUAUUUCUGAACUGGAAACCACUACACACAUUGGAGAUGAAAGCCAGAAGGUCCAUAUGAUUGGUCACAAAGAUCUUGUGAGGCACCACAGAACCCAGACGGGGCAGAACCUGUUUGCUUGUUCCGUAUGUGGGAAAUGUUUCACACAACGUGAAAAACUCAUUGAGCAUUUUAGGAAUCACACGGGGGAGAAACCGUUCGCUUGUGACGAGUGUGGCAAACGAUUCACUCAUCGUGCAAAACUGAUGGGCCAUCAAAGGACUCACAAGGGGGAGAAACCAUUCACCUGCUCACAAUGUAAGAAAUCCUUUGCCCGGCAGAACGAACUCAAGAGACACUUUAGGAUCCACACGGGGGAGAAACCGUUCUCUUGCUCUGAAUGUGGCAAGUGCUUUAAGCAGCGCUCGCACCUUGAGGUUCACUACAGGAUCCACACGGGAGAGAAACCCAUCUCUUGUUCUGAAUGUGGCCAGUGCUUCGCCCGGCACACUGAACUCAACCGACACCUUAUAACUCACACCGGCUAUAAACCCUUCUCUUGUUCCAUAUGUGGCAAAUGCUUUGGGCUUCGGAGCGGCCUCACAAGACACUUCAGAAUUCACACUGGGGAGAAUCAGAAAUCUUGCUCAGUCUGUAACUGUCCAAACUCUGGGCCGGCUCUUAUUAGCUGAGUGGCCCUUCUCCUUGUGGAUCAACAGAAAAAGUUUUUUUUGCCGCACACCACUUACUUUCUUGCUGGGUGCAUCCGUAUCCCUGGCUGCUUCCACGCCAAUUGUUACAGCGAAUGUAUGUCCAAAGUGGGAAGGAGCACACCAGAAUAAGCAGGCAAUGCCUUAAGUCAUUUGCAGAUUUAUUGAGUACACAAGCUUUCGGGGACACAACCCCU